UAUUGGUAUACGGAGUCGAUAGAUAACCGCGCACAUGGACGCAUUAAACAGUUACCUACUUUAUUUAUUGUUCUGAUAUUGUGUAAUUGUGUUAAAUUCAAUUAAAAUGAGUGGAAAAUAAUUUAAAAAUUUCGGUUUGUGUGUUAAUCUCUUAUUAUUCUAUAAAUUCUAUCAUACAAAAUGGAUGAUGAUCAAUCAUUUGUAAAUAGUUACCCCAGUGUGCAACCUGCUCCUGAUGAAGGUGUGAUAUCAGUGGAUGUCUCCAGAGACGCUCUAGUUGACUCUAUGACCGACAUGUCUGAGACACCCAUACCGCCUGAUAUUAUUGCAUCUGUGGGCACGACCACAGACAAUGAGGAAGAGAAUGGAAGAUUAACCCUAGCUUAUGAGAGGCUCUAUGAAAUACCAAAAACUAUUGUGGAGAGGUUUUCCGACCACAUCAAGUACCUGGAUAUUAGUCAUAAUAAGAUCACAAAUCUUGAUGCCCUAGUGUACUUCAAGAGCCUCACCUCACUGAUAGCUGAUGAUAAUCCCAUCACUGAGAACUGCUACUUACCUCCACUGCCCAAAUUAGAACUGCUGUGGUUGAAUCGUUGUAAGAUAGCGUCGCUCUACCCAUGGGUGGGUAAGCUGAAGGAGUCGUGUCCUAACCUGCAGUACCUUUCUCUGAUGGGUAACCCCGCUGCACCCAGUUAUUUCAAUGGCGGCACUUUCUACGAAUACCUACAAUACAGGCUCUUUGUAAUAUCACAAUUCCCGUCUCUAAACCACUUGGACGACCGUAGAGUGACAGAAGACCAGAGACUGGAGGCUCAAAGGCUCUACAAAAGACCGUUCUUCGAAAGAAUGGUGAAGCCAGCCGGUCUUUCGCAGAUUGUGAACACUUCUGUCACGUGGAAUACUUUCCAGAACAAGAUCAACAAUUUCCUCGGUAAGGAUAAACAGGGUAACCGGAAUUUGUUGAUAUAGUAAAAUAGACCGUAUUUGUACCGGUUAUAGAGUUGAAAAUGUAGAAUUGUUUAGAAUAGAUGAAGCAGUGCAGUGUAGUGUAAUUUAGUUGUAUGUAGAGGUAUUAGUAUUGUAGAUGUCACUUCUGGUUUGUUGAUUUGACUUUGUAAAGUAUCAAUGUCAAAUAAUAAUAAAAAUAAUUAUAUGUCGGUAACCUACUCAUUGGCCGAGUGUUCGCAAGUGCGGGGUCAAG
Messenger RNA from Spodoptera litura, 1201 nucleotides. Its product is annotated as leucine-rich melanocyte differentiation-associated protein. NCBI's taxonomy places the organism in Eukaryota, Metazoa, Arthropoda, Insecta, Lepidoptera, Noctuidae. Gene Ontology annotation, molecular function: protein binding. The record is from RefSeq and is a predicted model, not a curated record.